UCCAGUCACCAGCUCUCUGCUCCUCCUCAUCCUCUGCUAUGUGGGCUCCACCACAGCAAAACCGGGAACCUGUCCGAUUCCAAAAACAAAAUGUGCGAUGCCACUUAUAAAAGGAUCAUGUAAAUUUGACAAGGACUGUAAUGGACAACUGAAAUGCUGCGCCCCGGAGUGUAAACCGAAAUGCAUGAGGCCAGAGAAACCUGGGAAGUGUCCUAUAGUGUAUACACUUGUAAAAUGUUCUACUCCUGCUCCUAAGCCGAAGUGCAACUAUGACUAUGACUGUCCUAAGGCUAAGAAGUGCUGUAAUUACGCCUGUCAGGUGCAGUGCGUCGAUCCUGUAUAACCAAAGCCCUGAACAUCGGCCAUGAGCACCAAGGAGGAUCCAUAGUCCGCUCCAGUGUCCUAUAUAAUUCUGUAUUUACAGCCGUGUUUACACUAUCUAAUAAAAGGAUCAUCC
Hyla sarda is the source of this 457-nucleotide messenger RNA. Its product is annotated as caltrin-like protein 2. The record is from RefSeq and is a predicted model, not a curated record. NCBI's taxonomy places the organism in Eukaryota, Metazoa, Chordata, Amphibia, Anura, Hylidae. Gene Ontology annotation, molecular function: peptidase inhibitor activity. The transcript is spliced from 4 exons. Gene Ontology annotation, cellular component: extracellular region. The coding region runs from base 98 to 343 and encodes 81 amino acids.